Molecule: messenger RNA, 1032 nt
Organism: Cajanus cajan (pigeon pea)
Lineage: Eukaryota; Viridiplantae; Streptophyta; Magnoliopsida; Fabales; Fabaceae
Product: GTP-binding nuclear protein Ran-3
Biological process (GO): ribosomal subunit export from nucleus; protein import into nucleus
Cellular component (GO): cytoplasm; nucleus
Molecular function (GO): GTPase activity; GTP binding
Source: RefSeq, a predicted model, not a curated record
GUCCACAACAGUUGAAUAAUGCAAUGGUGUGUGGCGUGAGAUUGAAGCCAAUGUUUAAUUAAUAUUGUGCGUGAUUUUCAAGUCCAAUAGCAAACUUUAUAAGGACCAACCAACUCCCUAGUCAUUCUCAUCCUUCACAUUCUCCUUUAACAUUAAUCAUGGCUCUGCCACAACAAGAGACCGUGGAAUAUCCCAGUUUCAAGCUGGUCAUCGUAGGCGAUGGAGGAACUGGGAAAACCACUUUUGUGAAGAGACACAUAACUGGGGAGUUUGAGAAGAAAUAUGAACCAACCAUUGGUGUCGAGGUUCAUCCACUAGACUUCCAUACCAAUUGUGGAAGAAUUCGCUUUUACUGCUGGGACACUGCUGGCCAAGAAAAAUUUGGUGGUCUUAGAGAUGGUUACUAUAUUCAUGGACAAUGUGCUAUCAUUAUGUUUGAUGUAACGGCUCGCUUGACAUACAAGAAUGUUCCUACAUGGCACAGAGAUCUCUGUCGGGUGUGUGAGAACAUUCCCAUUGUUCUGUGCGGAAAUAAGGUUGAUGUGAAGAAUAGACAAGUUAAAGCAAAGCAGGUUACAUUUCACAGGAAGAAGAAUCUGCAGUACUACGAGAUAUCUGCAAAGAGUAACUACAAUUUCGAAAAACCCUUUUUAUACCUUGCCAAGAAACUUGCAGGGGAUCCUGGCCUUCAUUUUGUGGAGAUGCCUGCACUUGCUCCUCCCGACGUAGUUAUUGAUCUAGCAACACAACAAAUGAAUGAACAAGAGCUACUUGUGGCGGCUGCUCAGCCUCUCCCCGAUGACGAUGAUGAUACAUUUGAAUAAACUUCUGAGCUUUCCAGAAUUUUCCUGAUAAAUUUGAAUGUUUUCUCCUCUGCUUUUGUUGUUGCAUUGUAAUAUUGGGGGAAGUUUCAUCAAAUAGAAAUACGAGUCAGAGUUGGGAUCUGUUUACACAGGCAUAAACAGUAUGUCCUAGUUGUGUUCCUGCUGUUAUUCUUAAAAUAAUCAAUUGACUUCUUGUGUCAUUAUACUA